UGUUCUUAUAUUCGGAUAGCUUUCCGCCAUUGUAAAAGUUGCAUCGUUUUGAAUGAAUUGAAAAUAACUUUUAAUCAAAUGAAAACGUUUAAAACGUCAAAGCCACUUAUUUUGUAUCUGUGCAUGGAUAUUUAAUAUCAAACAUGCCUCUAGAUGCAGGACAAAAGUUACAGGGCAUUACGGCCCCUAUCAGCAUGGAAGGACCAAAGCCUAUUGACAUUCAUCUGUCAAAGAAGUUGGAGGAAUACAUGCGACCUUUUGGUGUAUUUGAAAGUGAAGAGGAAUUGGCACACAGGAUGGAUGUUCUUAACAAAGUGAAUCUGCUGGUCAGGGAAUGGAUCAAAGAUGUUAGUCGAAGGAAGAACAACAUUCCAGAGAACAAAAUCGACUCAUUUGGAGGAAUGGUGUGCACGUUCGGAUCCUACAGGCUGGGUGUUCACACUAAAGGUGCUGAUAUUGAUACCCUGUGUGUGGCCCCACGACACGUAGAAAGGACCGAUUUCUUCACCUCAUUCAUAGAGCUUCUCAAGGAACAGUCGGAGGUCAAAGAGCUAAGGGCUGUUGAGGAGGCGUUUGUACCAGUCAUAAAAAUGUCCUUCGAUGGCAUCGAGCUGGAUAUGACGUUUGCACGACUGGCUUUACCAACAAUACCGGAGGAUAUUGAUCUCAAAAACGAAUCAUUGUUGAAAAACCUCGACCUGAAGUGUGUGCGCAGUCUCAAUGGUUGUAGAGUAACGGAUGCAAUUUUACACCUGGUCCCAAAUGUAGAAAACUUCAGGAUGACACUCAGAGCUAUCAAAUUAUGGGCUAAAAAGAAGUGUAUAUAUUCCAACUCUCUUGGUUUCCUUGGUGGUGUAUCGUGGGCAAUGCUAGUGGCCCGGGUAUGUCAGUUGUAUCCUAAUGCUGAUCCCUCCACACUGCUUCAGAAGUUCUUCAUGGUCUACUCAAAAUGGGAAUGGCCGCAACCGGUGUUAUUAACAGAGCUUUCACAGGAAAAUAAGCUGAACUUUGCUGUAUGGGACCCACGGAUCAACCCAUCUGACCGGUUCCAUCUGAUGCCCAUCAUCACCCCGGCCUACCCAUGUCAGAACUCAACAUUCAAUGUCACCAACUCCACAAGACAGAUCAUGAUGGACGAAUUCAAAGAAGGUCUGGAAGCCACUUCAGAGAUUUACAAACAGGGAGAAGAGGGUAAUUGGGCCUUGCUUUUUGGACCAUCCAACUUCUUCCAAAAAUACAAGCAUUACAUUGUGUUAUCAUGUGCAGCACAGGAAGAGUCCUCCUAUCUUGAAUGGCAUGGUUAUAUAGAGUCUAAGAUCCGAUUGUUGGUCGGAAACUUGGAGAGAAACCCGUUUAUCCGGUUAGCUCAUGUAACACCAGAGUCACAUGGGCCUCUUGAUAACAGUGAUCAUAAGUUUAUGUGUAAGUGGUUCAUAGGAUUGUCUUUCAACAAAGUGGAAAACCAGAAUGUAGAUCUCACAUUUGAUAUUCAAAGUUUCACAAACAUAGUGUAUAAGCAAGCUGUGCAUAUUAAACUGUAUAAAGAUGACAUGACUGUUGACAUUCGGCAUGUGAAGCGGAAAAUGUUGGACCAGUUUGUACCACCUGACGUGCUAGUCCGAGGGGCAAAGCCUAGACCUGCCAAGAAAAUUCAUGCAAGCACGGGCAAUCUGCAGCGACUGUCUACAGAGUCGCAACAACAGCAGCCCAAGACGUUGCCUCACAGUCGUUCUGACACAGAACUCGUUCAUGUGACGGGUUCAGAGGUCAUUGACCUAUCUGGAGAGGACAAACCUGUGAAUGGGUCGGAUGAAGUUAUUGAUCUUGAUAAGAAGAAUAGAAACGCUGAAGUUAUCAUUAUUGAGGACAAUGAAAGAGGGAAACGUCCAUGUGACGAUAAUGAAAUUGCCCAACCAACAAAAAAGUUUAAACCUGCUGAACAGGCGAACACUCCGAUGGAUGUGAACCUGCAGAGCCCGAACAGUCUACGCAAACGUGACAGCUCACCCCCACAGUGUGACACGCCCGUGAAGCGCUCCAAGUCCCUGGAGGAAGCACAGACAGGCCGCAUUUCUGGGAGUGGAUCACCAAUGCACACAGAAUCUGUGUUUGGUAGCCCAGUGGGAAAGGGCGAGUCUGGAGACGGGGUGGGGCAGGGUCUUGCUCCUGUGGGAGAGGAUAAGGAGCCCUUGCAGAUGGACAAGGGUUCAUGUUUACCGGCACUGCCUGCUGGCAAACCCAUUGAGAAAGUGGCAUGACACGGUGGUCAAGGGGAGUUAACCCUCACACUAUUCAGGUCCAAUUUCUGUUGCACAUAAUCACACGACUUUUCGGGGAAUAUCUGUCACUCACUACAUAACAUUAUUGUUUAUUCAUUAACUGUAUAAUAUUAUGUUUUUCAUCCCCUAUUUGUACAUUAUCAUACGAGUAAAAACCUGUAUUAAGAGUGCAUUGACUAAUACAUUUUGAAACAUUUCUAAGUAGAUCGUUUUGUUUGUGGUUUUGUAUGCUUAUUUAAUACAUACGUGUGUACAAUCUUUCAUUGGGAUUGUUCAUGUAACUUGCUCAUUAAUUUGCUGAUAACUGAUACUAACUUAAUGGUUGUUAAUAAAUCUUGUCUUCAUGAGGCAUUUCAACUAAGCCAAAGACGUGUUCAAAUGAUAAGUGGCAUUGCAUACUUAAAAAUUAUUUCUGCCUUACGUUCAUUGCCAUGGUCAGUGAAGUCAAAUACUCCGGCUAGUGUACUACAAUGUAGUUUAUGUUCUACAGUUGUAGGUUAAAGGGACAAUCUCAAGUUUUACUCGGUCACACAUUGAACAAGAAUAAUACAGGAAGCUUUUUGCAAUAAUGAUUGAAAAUAUUUCAUUUUGCUGAAGUGUGUAAGUACCGAAAGGCAAUUGAAAAGUUCUAAUGAAUAAUUUAUUACUUAAGGCUUGAAUUUACGAAUUUCGAUUCAAAUAGGUAUCUGUCAGAUACUGGUCGUUCGCUCAUAAUGAAAAUUAUAAUAACUCGAUUUAAACAUGUUUUGAAAAAAAAUGUUGUGACCAUGAAAUCUGCGAAGGAGUUCCUUUAAUAUGCAUCAAAUGUGUCGGGCCGGUGAGUGAUCUGAUGGUGGGGUGUUACAGGCGGGAAGAAUCUACCGCCUGCCCAGCAAAGAGGUGCCCGACCUGAUGAGCCCGUUGGCCAACCAAAACAACAGCGUCCCACCAGUGUCCAAUGCCAACCUGCCCAAACACUCGAUUAAACUCUCCCUAAAAGUGAGAGGUGAAAAAUGGAACUAGUAGAUAAAAUUGUUGGCUUAUAUACAUAACUGUGCAUUUUCACUGCUUUUUAUACUUUAAUUUUUGUUUGCUUGCUUUGAGCCUUUGGAAGGCCAUGCUUUUUGUUAGGUUACAACAUUCUGAACUACACUGAUGGAUUGAGGAUUUAGUGUCAUUUGAAAUGUGGAAUCAUGCAAUACUUUUUUGGGUAUAACAAUCUGAAUUUCAUUUUGAAUGAUUGAGGACUUAAUUUAAUUGCCCCGAAAGUGGGCAUAUUAAAAUUGCACUGUCCAUCUGUCUGUGCAGUCUUCCAUGUCCUGGCUUUUAAAAUUACUUGGCACAUAUGUUCAGUACAUUAAGAUUAUGAUGCAUGCAAGACCCACGUCCCUACCUCAAAGGUCAAGUCAAGGUCACACAGGUUUAUUUUUAUGAAAUGCUGCAUAUUUGCAUAUACAGAAUAGUUGGUCAUGUCCGGGCUGUAACUUUGUUAUGAACAGAGGGAUUUGAAAAUAAAUUGGCACAUGAGUUCAGCUCAUGUCGCAUGCAAGACCCUCACCCCUUCCUCAAAGUUCAAGGUCACAGCUUAUCAUUAUGUAAUGCUGUAUAUCGUCACUGGCUCUAGUGCAAGAAUCCAAUAGCUACAUAUUAAAAUAAAAAUAGAUAUUGAGUUCUUACAUUAAGUCAACGAUAUGUGCAUAUAGCGUCAAAUUGGUCCUAUCCUGGCUGUAACUCAUCAAUGGAGGGUUUUAAAAUUACUUGGCGCAUGUAUUCAUUACAUGAAGGUGAUGUGUCAGGUGCAUGAUCAGAAACCCAACUUCAAAGUUCAAGGUCAAGCUUAAUUUUUAAUCAUUAUUGAAUGCUGCAUAUAAGCACAUUGAGUAUCUGCUCAAGGGCUGAUUUUUUGAAAAUUAAGUUUGGUACAUCAUGGCAAUGUGUCACGUCCAGGACCCACUGGUCGACCCUAUCUGAUCAUUAUGCAAAGCUUCAUAUAUGCACAUAGAUAGUGUAUUGUUGUUUCUGUCCGGGCUGUAACUUUGUCAUGCAGGGAGAUAUCUUUAAAUUAAUUUGUCUUCGUUCUCACCUCUUCCUCAAUCCACACUUGACUUCAACCUUCAUAGAGGCACGCAUAUGCUUACGGUUUAUGAUAGCUUUUUCUGAAUGUAGGUAUAUUAGUAAUUGCAUAAGCCAUUGAACUGCAUGGCACUUCGGAAGCAUUUGUCACUUACUGUGACAGCUCUUGUCCUUUAAAUGGUUAACCAUACCAUACGUUUUGAGAUACAACAUUCUGAAUUACACUUUAAACUACGAAGAAUUUAAUUUUAUUUGAAAUUUUAAACCAUAUCUUAAAACAUCUGUCAGAUAUGAGAAAAUGUUCAGACUAUUCUGUGUUAGAUUUGUUGGUGAUUUUAAUGUUCAAAAUAUGAGUAAGAUUGUUAGUAAAUCUUGUUUUCACGAGGCUUGUAAUGUUGAAGAUGUGUAUUCUAUACAAUGGAUACUUUAAGGUAAAUGUAGUAUAUAUUUGUUAUGUUGUAAAUAUGAUAAACUGUAUGUAAAUAUGAUGAGCUGUAUAAACAUGUAUGAAGGUGUAAAAUGGGUGUCAUUUUUUUCUCAUUUGUAAAUCCAUAACAUUUGUGUACACAUAUUUGACUUGUAUUUUACACUCAAGAUAUUUUGGCCUUCACAUAUGAGGUGUGUUAAUACAAUAUUAACUUAAAUGUCAUAUUUCUAGACUUAAGUGGUGAUAUUUGAAUAAAUUAUCAUUGUGUGUAUCUUUUGAACAUCAACAAUACAAAAUGUAAUGGAUAAAUAUUUCAUCCUGUUCAUUUUUAAUAAUUCAUAUCCAGUUCAUGUACUAACUAGGCAUAUUUUGUUCAUAUAAUAAAAUGUUUUUUUCUUGUAUAUUACCAUAACACAUUCUUUUCUGCUUUACAAAAAAUCGUUUUUUACUGUUGUGUGUUUUAAUUGAUUUUAUAUUUUACAAAUCUGCCAUCCAUUAUUUUCCCUAAAAGAAUAAUUGAAAAUUAAUUUAUGGCAACAUGUAGUACUUUCUCACAAGUAUGUCUUGUAAAUACAAUCUCAUGUUCAUCUUAUAAUACGACAGUUGUAAAAUUUGUAAAAUUGGGUUAUCUAUUUCAUGUAAACCUGAAUUGUAAGCACAUCAUAGUUUCAUUGUUGAAGUAACCUAAUAAGUGCUAUAAAUAACAACAAUAUCAACUCUAUAAUGGUUUAUUGUGUUAGUAUGCUGGUGGCCAGCUAUUCUUAAGAAAAUUAUAUAUUUGCAUUACCAUUAAAAAAAUCAGUAAAUCUCAGCAGCCAGUUGUUUAAAACUUGGAUAAUUGUCAGGUUAAAUAGUUUGCACAUUUCAAUGAUUUGAUUGGUUAAUAUUAUUUUUUGAAAAAAAUAUUGACCAAUCAAUAACAUUUGGGCUCACUUUAACCAAUGCAAAGAAUUCACAUGUUUUUAUACAAUUGGCUGCAAUAUUUCAUGUUUUGCAUCACUUCUAUCAUGUUAUGACCAUUCUCCUUCAUCAAGAGGUUUGAUAAUGAUAAAUCUUACAGUAGCAUCAUCACUCUGGUGAACGAGAAUGGUCUUGACAGACACUGGCUGUGGCAACAAUGAUAACAUGUUCAUGUGAUUGGAGUAUAUAUGAUGUGUUUGUUGAUAUUUGUUAAAUAAUAUGUGAUUGUGUUAAGUUAACCCUUUGUAUGCAUAACUCGGCCAUUUGUAAGUAUUGCAAGAAGUGAUUUUAUUUGGUUUUAUUUAAAAUUUUGUAAAAGUUCAUUUGAAAGUUUGUAAAAUAGCAUUCAUAAAUAUGAGAACUUGUUUUUCAUUGUUGUAAAUUGCUAUCUUAAUAUGAAACUGUUAUACUAUUUUGAACAUAAUAAAAUAUUGAACAAACAA
Mya arenaria is the source of this 6161-nucleotide messenger RNA. RefSeq names its product poly(A) polymerase type 3-like. The transcript has 22 exons. The record is from RefSeq and is a predicted model, not a curated record. Bases 144 to 2258 code for a protein of 704 amino acids. Gene Ontology annotation, cellular component: nucleus. Gene Ontology annotation, molecular function: poly(A) RNA polymerase activity; RNA binding. Lineage: Eukaryota; Metazoa; Mollusca; Bivalvia; Myida; Myidae.